UUUUAAUUUUGAGAGAGAUUAGUCUCUUCUCUUCUUCAGAGUUUAGAGUGGGUAUUGGUUCAGUGGUUCAUCUCACUUGGAAGUUGGUAGCUUUACAACCUAAAGUAGAAAUUUAGAACACAAGAUACCUUAAUGAGGACACUAGUGCCAACCUUCCUUCUUUUCAAGCGGCUGCUCUGCUUUUGCCUUUUGGUGAAUGUUGGCGAGUCCCACUAAAGGGGUUUUAAGACACUCUCUCUCGUGACUCUUGUCUCCUCUCACAUUAAGUCAUUUUACCAAAUAUACAACCCAGCUUCCAUAGCCAUCACAUUAGGUCACAUUAGGUAAUUUUACCAAAUCCUAAUAAUACAGCAUUAAGAGGAAUUCCAUAUUCAAUAUUCCACACAAGGUUCAAAUCGGAAGCACCCCAAUAUGCCCUACAAAGAAUGUUUCGGGGCUUUGACCGGUUUAGGAGUAGAAGAGCCUUAAACUGGCCCUCUAAUCGAUUUUUUUUUUUUUUAAAUAUCGAUAUUGUCUGAUACGCCUUUACUGAAGUAUAGGACGUAUCCAUAUUUAGAACCUUGAUUCUACACAUCUCUUCACACCACCCAACAAGGGUCAAGAGUAAAAGACGAAGAACCUAGAGCCCCUCAUUACUCAUUAGUACUCACAAGUGACAACCUUACCCCACGCCAUCCCCAACUUCAAUGCAAUGAACACUCCCCACACAAGAUGAAAUCAAUGCUAGAGAGAUCCAAAGAAUAUUUUUAUUAGAUAAGAUUGAUUUUGCUAGAGCCUAGAAGCCGAAUUUCAAAAGCAAAUAAAAUGGAGUUAGAGCCCAAUCUCAUUUAUUAGGCCCCGUUUGGUGUCUUUUCAUGCAGUUUUUCUGCUGUUUAUAAGUUGGGAAGAUCGAAAAUCGGUCUAUUCCCGUUUAGCAUGCGGACGAUUUUGCCACCAAAAGACGGGGUGCCAUAAAAACAUGGGAAGUCCAUUUUGGGUUGAUUUCGGGAAGCUCCAAAUGAAGCUUCCCAGCAUCUUCCAGGUUUUAAUCUCGUGCGGAAAGACCUGAAAUGACAUAUAGAAAGAUGCGCAUCUGCCAAACGAUCUUCAGACUGCCCAGAUCUGAUCUCAAAAGUUCAAUAUAUCUAUUAACUGUAAGAGCUAUUAGAUCUUUUCAAAAAAACUUGCCAAACGGGCCUUUGUUAUUAGUUAUUCCUGUUUUGACUUGUUUAAUACUUUAACUCACUGACAUUUACAAAUUGCACCCAUGGGCCAUAUAGCCUGCCCGUCGUUUCCUCUCUAUUUCCUCUCUCCUAUCUGAAGCACAAACACAAACACGCACAAGACAACGUCACUACUCUUAUUAACAACGACUCUUCUUCCCAUCACUUCUGUCUGUCUUCUGAAAACCGAAUAGAGGAGGAACGACGAAAACCCUUCCGUGGAAUCAGAAGAUUCCCAAAAUUAAGUUAAGUAGAAGGGAAGAAGUGAAGAACAAGACAAACCCAUCUUUCUUAUCUCUUCGAGACAGUCCUUUUAAUAGAUUGUCAAGAAGAAGAAGAAGAGUAACGAUUAACGAAGAUUAUGAGCCCUAAGCCUAAACCCUAACCCUAGCCUUAACAUUUCAUUAUCUCUUCCUGAUAAUACAAUUUAGAAGACGAAGAAAAAAGGGGCAGUGUAGGGUUACACGCAUCUGUGGCAUUUUCUUUGGUCAAUGUCGCAGCUUAAACCCGUUUCUCAUCUGGACAGUAUUCCAUCGACUCCCGGAAAAUUCAAGAUGGACAAAUCGCCGUACAUUCACCGACUUCGAUGGCAUUCUUCGCUCACCAAGCUCACCUUUUGGUCCUUUCUCUUUCUCGGUCUCAUCCUUUUCUUCUUCCUCCGUUCUCCCUCUUCGCCCUCACCUUCCGAUCCCUCUCGCCGAUCUCUUCGUACCUCCAACUGGGGCGGCCCCUCCUGGGAGAAGCGCGUCAGAUCCUCCGCACGUGUCCGCUCUCGAAAUGGUCUCUCUGUGCUCGUCACUGGCGCUGCUGGUUUUGUUGGUACUCAUGUAUCCGCGGCAUUGAAGCGCAGAGGCGAUGGUGUCCUUGGCCUUGACAAUUUCAACGAUUACUACGACCCGUCGCUCAAGCGCGCCCGCCAGGCCCUCCUUGAGCGCACAGGCGUCUUCGUUGUCGAAGGUGAUAUUAAUGACUCGGCUCUUCUCCGGAAAUUGUUCGAUGUUGUCGCAUUCACCCACGUCAUGCAUCUCGCCGCUCAGGCAGGGGUGCGAUAUGCCAUGCAGAACCCCGGCUCUUAUGUUCACAGCAACAUCGCCGGGCUUGUAAAUGUUCUCGAAGUCUGCAAAUCGGCCAAUCCACAGCCUGCAAUCGUUUGGGCGUCUUCAAGUUCUGUUUACGGCCUCAAUUCUAAAGUACCAUUCUCAGAAAGAGAUCGGACAGACCAGCCUGCCAGUCUCUACGCGGCCACCAAAAAGGCUGGUGAAGAGAUCGCUCACACCUACAAUCAUAUCUAUGGCCUUUCCAUUACUGGGUUGCGUUUUUUCACAGUUUAUGGCCCUUGGGGUCGACCUGAUAUGGCGUAUUUCUUCUUUACCAAAGAUAUACUCAAAGGAAACCAAAUUCCAAUCUUUGAAGCCCCGAACCAUGGGACUGUUGCAAGAGAUUUUACAUAUAUUGAUGACAUUGUAAAGGGAUGUUUAGCAGCGUUGGACACUGCGGAAAAGAGUACCGGCAGUGGGGGAAAGAAGAAGGGGUCUGCACAGUUACGGGUAUUCAAUCUAGGGAACACAUCGCCAGUGCCCGUCACCCAACUUGUUAGCAUUUUGGAGAAGCUUCUGAAAGUUAAAGCCAAUAGAUUGAUGUUGAAGAUGCCAAGGAAUGGAGAUGUGCAAUUCACCCAUGCUAAUAUAAGCUUGGCUCAGAAGGAGCUUGGAUACAAGCCCACGACGGAUCUGCAGACAGGACUGAAGAAGUUUGUCAGAUGGUACCUCAGUUACUAUUCAAGUUCUGGGAAGAAGAGCGCUGGGUGAUACCCUUCAUCUACCUUUCAUCAUUGCAUGGUAGAAUCGUUUGAAUUCUUCGUUUUGAUUCUUACGAUUUUUCCCCUUUUGCCAUUCUUCGCCUAUUUCUCUUUUGCUCGUAUAUCUUAAUUUGCCAUAUGAGGAAAUCCCUGUCCUGAAAUAGAGGCUUUUUGGUAACGAUCGGAAUUGUUUGCAGGACGUUCCUCAUCUGUAUCAAAAGAAAACCCGAAGCAUCUUAUUUUUUCCACAUAUUGCUUUGUUUGUUUCCUUAUUUUCUUUUCUAGGAUUGCUGCUAUUCGUAGUAGUUUUGGCAUUGUACAAUCCAGCACUAAUAGGUUCUGAACGUAUGUUGAUUGAUAGACUACAUUUGUCAUGGUCUUAUUAUUGAUUACAAUAAAAUUGCACGUGCUACUUUGGUUCUCA
Nelumbo nucifera (sacred lotus) is the source of this 3424-nucleotide messenger RNA. The record is from RefSeq and is a predicted model, not a curated record. NCBI's taxonomy places the organism in Eukaryota, Viridiplantae, Streptophyta, Magnoliopsida, Proteales, Nelumbonaceae.